CUCUGUUACAGCGGGAUUCCCUCCUCACAAUGGAAAUCCUUCAGUGCUCAAAGAGAGCAAUGGAAUCAGAUUAAACACAUCUCAGUCUACUGAAACUUUUCCUGAACUUUCAUUAGUUAUGUGCAAGUAUCAAGAAACUACAUCAAAAGAGUAUGGUCAUGGAUAAGAUCAUAAAUCAGUGAAUAAGACAUGUGCAACAGAAGAAAUUAAUUAACUUUCAUUCUUGAUCAUGUUCUUCUAUUUUCCUUCAGCUCGCAGACAGAACGUUGUUUUUGAUAAAACCCAAAACAUAACCUCUGCAGGAGUAGCCUACAACGAAAGCCACUGUAUUAGUACCAAUCAGUGAGAUAUGUUAUCCUGUGUGGGUGGUUUCUAUAUUGGAAAUGAUUUUGCUCAACAGAAACUGUACAGGAAAUUAAAAUAGCCCCGUACAUGCAAACGCGCAGAUGAGGUGCGCAAAUGAGCGCGCGGAAGAACGGUCCCUCUGUCCAGAGAAUAACUCGCGUCAAAGCUUGGCGCUUAUGACGUCACGCCCCAUUGGCCCGUGGGCUGUGGCAUUUUGAGUUCUCAUAAACAAAGGCACAGCGCUUGAGUUCCAGUCUUCGCGUGCAGCCGAAGGAGUUAGGAGCGCACAAAAUAGGCUUUGGCAUCACAUGCAUUCUUCUAUACACGAAACAUCGCAACAGGAGCAGCUACAUGGAGACACAAUUUUCAAGUCUUCCAAAUAGCGAUUUGAGUAAAGCAAACUAACAGAGAGACACGCUCUGACAUCAACCCGUGCACGAGCCCUGACUUCAGAGAUUGUUCCACGAGGGAUAAAAGUAGCAGGUGUGGAGCCAUGCCCUGCGUCCAGGCUCAGUAUGGGACAUCACCACCAGGAGCCAGCCCCGCAUCUCAGAGUUACAGCUACAACACCACGGGAGAGUACAACUGCGACUUCCUAACGCCAGAGUUUGUCAAGUUUAGCAUGGACCUGACUAACGCAGAAAUAUCUGUCACUUCUUCGCUCCCCAGUUUCAGUACGUUUGUGGACACCUACAGUUCCAGCUACGACGUAAAGCCUCCCUGCCUUUACCAAAUGUCCCACUCUGGGGAGCAGCUGUCCAUCAAAGUGGAGGAGAUACCCACACACGGUUACCAUCAGCAGCACCAUCCGGCGCACCAAGCCGAGGAGAGCAUACCCCAUAGCGGACCUUUAUACUAUAAACCGCCUACCCCAAACAUCACCCCAUCACCUAGUUUCCCAGCUCCUCCACACCACACGUGGGACGAAAGCGGGUCCCUUCACAGUUUUCAUCAGAACUAUCUGGCGACGUCACAUAUAAUAGGCCAGCAGCGUAAACACGCGAUGUCUCGGUUGUUCUCGUUCAAGCAGCCUCCCGCUGACACACAGAUGUCAAGCUGCCAGAUGCGCUUCGACGGAUCUCUCCACGUGUCCAUGGACACUCCGGGUUCUCAUCGUGCGCUGGAGAGCUUUGCCGUUCCGGCACCUCCGAGGAAACAGCACGGUUUGGGUUUAACCCACUCGCUCAACGUCGGCCACGGGCACCCCUUACUGGAAAGCCCGGUGGCCUCACCUCCGAAUAGAGGAUCCCCAUCCAGUGAGGGUUUGUGCGCUGUGUGCGGGGACAACGCAGCCUGCCAGCACUACGGAGUGCGCACUUGUGAGGGAUGCAAAGGAUUCUUCAAGCGAACAGUGCAGAAAAACGCCAAAUAUGUUUGUCUGGCAAACAAAAACUGUCCUGUGGAUAAAAGACGCCGAAAUCGAUGCCAGUAUUGCCGGUUUCAAAAGUGCCUGGUGGUGGGGAUGGUAAAGGAAGUCGUGAGAACAGCCAGUUUAAAAGGUCGGAGGGGUCGCCUCCCAUCGAAACCAAAAAGCCCGCAGGACAUCCCGGUCUCUUUGACACCUGUCAAUCUCCUGAACAUCCUUGUGAGAGCGCACAUAGACUCCAAUCCCUCUAUGGCCCGACUGGACUACUCUAAAUUUCAGGCAAGCCCAGAGUAUCACAGUGGAGGAGAUGAGUCUCUGCACAUUCAGCAGUUCUACGAUCUUCUCACUGCUUCCAUGAGCAUCAUCCUUGGAUGGGCCGAGAAAAUCCCCGGUUUUUCUGACCUGCCCAAAUGCGACCAGGAACUGCUUUUCGAUUCAGCCUUCCUUGAACUUUUUGUGCUGCGGCUGGCUUACAGAUCCAACCUGGCCGAGGAUAAGCUUAUUUUUUGCAAUGGAGUGGUUUUACACAAGUUGCAAUGCGUGCGAGGCUUUGGGGAGUGGAUCGACUCCAUCGUUGAGUUUUCUUCCAAUCUUCAGAGCAUGAACAUAGACGUCUCUGCCUUCACCUGCAUGGCUGCUCUCGCCAUAGUAACAGAGAGACAUGGACUAAAAGAGCCUAAGAAGACAGAGGAACUUCAAAACAAGCUAGUAAACUGUCUGAAGGAUCAGGUGUCCUGCAGUGGUGAAUUGUCUAAACUGUUGGAGAAGCUGCCAGAGGUGCGUGCUCUAUGCACGCAGGGACUGCAGCGCAUCUUUUACUUGAAACUGGAGGAUUUGGUUCCCACGCCUGCGAUCAUUGACAAACUCUUUCACGAUACGUUACCGUUCUGAACAACCGGCUGAACUGCGACAGGUCCAUAAAACGUAUUCCUUGAUGUUGCGGACUUGAAGAAACGAAUGGGUGGGAAACUGGUGGAUGGAAGCUUAUUUUUCCACGUUUGGAACUUGGCUGUCUGGGAACAAAGGUGAACAGUUCUCUUCAACACAAUCUUGGAGGAAACAAUAAUGUUAGUUCAGAAUUGGCCAUUCAAAGAAUUGCGGAUUAAAAAAAAAUGUGACUGGAAAUGGACUAUUCAGUAAUGCCAGUUAAGAGUCCUACUGGGAAAAAAUGCGAUGUGGUGGAAAUGUAUUUGUAUUGUUAUGCAUCAAAGCUCGUUUAUGUUGAUACCCGUGAAACCAUUUGAUAUAUAGGCUAACUUCAUACAUGUGGAAUACAAUAUGUAUCCUGAUGAUUUACGGGAGCAAAAUCAUUUCUACAAGGCACAUUUACCACUAUAGAUUAGCUUUAACAUUUAGAGAUUGGGAGGACAACACAGCUGCACACACGAGGAUUUUGAAAUGCAUCUGCAACAUUUGUGGACAACGAACAUUGAUUUCAGAAUGGAUACAUACACAACAUAUAUGUGUUUGUGUUUAUGAUUUUAAGCAGUAAACUGUUAUGAAGAAAUGAGUCGCUUUUUUUACAGUUCUGAAAGUAUGCAUGGAAUUCGUUAUUAACUUUGUAUUAAUUUCAUAUUGAAAUAAUGUCCAUGAGGUUUACAUGCAACUGGUUUUCAGUUCCUAACAUGCUAAUAUAUUUCAGACCAUUGUUUUCUAUGAUGUUAUGGUUUUUACUCUGCAUUCUGUGUUAACCUUCUCUCAUGUAGUGCAUAUACUUAA
This is a messenger RNA of Xyrauchen texanus (razorback sucker), 3430 nucleotides long. Its product is annotated as nuclear receptor subfamily 4 group A member 2-like. Gene Ontology annotation, molecular function: nuclear glucocorticoid receptor binding; nuclear receptor activity; RNA polymerase II cis-regulatory region sequence-specific DNA binding. NCBI's taxonomy places the organism in Eukaryota, Metazoa, Chordata, Actinopteri, Cypriniformes, Catostomidae. The transcript has 8 exons. The record is from RefSeq and is a predicted model, not a curated record. The coding region runs from base 839 to 2602 and encodes 587 amino acids. Gene Ontology annotation, biological process: dopaminergic neuron differentiation; cellular response to corticotropin-releasing hormone stimulus; regulation of transcription by RNA polymerase II. Gene Ontology annotation, cellular component: transcription regulator complex; nucleus.